UUGGCCGAUGCAAGUCUGAAGGGUGGAUCUGCAGAAACCCCCUGACUGGGGCGAGGGAGGGAUCUAAGCACGACAGCCAAUAACAACCAGCAACAGCACACACCCCUGCUGCACACCAACCCCAGACAACAAGCCCUCACACACACAUCAACAAGAUCCCAGGAACUGGGGAAAGGAGCACCAUCAAAGUAGCACCGCCCCCCUGCUACUACCCCUUCUGCUCCCUCAUCACCCAUUAUUACCAUCGUCCAGACCAGCUGUACCAUCCAGCGGGGGUAGAGAGAGGUACUGGAGGCAGAGGCACCACCAGGUGUCUCCAGGCGGUGUCAAUCACCACUAAGGCUACUGCUCCAUCCCCUCCACCACCACCACUACCACCAUCUCAGUAGGCCAAAGGGGAAGGCACAGGGAGCACAAGACGAGGACUCCACAAUAUCCAGUCCCCCCACCACUCCCACUGCCAACUGGGCAGGGCAAGGGAGUCCCAACCACCGCAUAAGCUCCAGCACCACCACCAUCACCACCACCAGUACUCAGUGGGCGGGCAUCAAAGAAGCACCCAGAACCACUACGACCGCCAUCAACACCCAGCUUCAGGACGACACAGCAGUAGGGAUAGGGAUCCAUCCAACCAGGCAGAGUGACCACCAUCAGGACCCUCCAGUGUCCACCCAUCACCAUCACCAAAGGACUAAGGAGAUCAUCCACCCAGACAAAGGGACCUAGACCCAGACCAAAGGACACCAGUAUCCUGCCAGCAGUACUCCCACCACCCAUACCCAGCUACAGGGGCAGGGAGCACAGCACAAGCAUCACCCAUCCAGGCAAAGGGAAGCCAGACCAGACCAGAUCAGAUCAGACCGGACAAGGACCAAGAGCACCCCAGCCAGCCAUGGCGGCGUCCCCCAUAGCGGAGUACUACGCGGGGAAGAGCGUGCUGAUCACGGGGGCCACAGGCUUCAUGGGCAAGGUGCUGGUGGAGAAGCUGCUACGCUCCUGCCCGCGCGUUAGCGCCCUCUACCUGCUGGUGCGGCCCAAGGCGGGGCAGAGCAUGCAGGAGCGAGUGGUGGACAUGAUGAAGUGCAAGUUGUUUGACCGAGUGCGUGAGGACAACCCGGACUUCCACAGCAAGAUCGUAGCGGUGAGCAGCGAGCUGACACAGCCGGGCCUGGGCAUCGGGGCAGGGGACGUAGAGCGCCUCACCGCCUGCAUCAACAUCGUCUUCCACUGCGCGGCCACCAUACGCUUCGACGAGCCACUCAAACAUGCGCUGCAGUUGAAUGUGAUCGCGACGCAGCAGCUCCUGUUCCUGGCGCAGCAGAUGAAGCAGCUGGAGGCCUUCAUCCACAUCUCCACGGCCUACGCCAACUGCAACCGCCGCCACAUCGACGAGGUCAUCUACCCGCCACCCGUCGAGCCCAAGAAGCUCAUCGACUCCCUCGAGUGGAUGGAGGACAGCAUCGUGCGGGACAUCACGCCGCGGCUGAUCGGCGACCGGCCCAACACCUACACAUACACCAAGGCGCUGGCCGAGUGCGUGGUGCAGCAGGAGAGCGCCAACCUCAACGUGGGCAUCAUACGGCCCUCCAUCGUGGGCGCCAGCUGGCAGGAACCCUUCCCGGGCUGGAUAGACAACUUCAACGGGCCCAGUGGCGUCUUCAUUGCGGCAGGGAAAGGCAUACUGCGGACCAUGCGUGCUAAUAACGAUGCUGUGGCUGACCUGAUUCCUGUGGACGUGGUCAUCAACCUUACACUAGCGGCAGGAUGGUACACAGCCGUGCAGAAACCCAAAUCAGCGCUGGUGUACAACUGCACGACAGGCGGCAUCAACCCUUUCCACUGGGGAGAGAUAGAGCACCACGUGAUGUCCUCCUUCAAGAGGAACCCUCUGGAGCAGGCCUUUAGGAGACCCAACGCCAACAUCACCUCCAACUACCUGAUCAACCAGUACUGGAUCCUGGUCAGCCACAAGUUCCCCGCCCUCCUCUACGACCUCUUCCUCCGGCUGUCUGGACAGAAGCCACAGAUGAUGCGCAUCUUCAACCGGCUACAUAAGGCCAUUGGCCUGUUGGAGUACUUCAGCCGUCAGGACUGGGAGUGGAACUCUGAGAACAUGAGCAUGCUGAUGAGCCAACUCAGCCCAGAGGACCGCAAGACUUUUAACUUUGACGUGCGCCAGCUGAACUGGCCCGAGUACAUCGAGAACUACUGCAUGGGCACCAAGAAGUACGUCCUGAAGGAAGACAUGUCCGACAUCCCCGCGGCACGGCAGCACCUCAGAAAGCUGAGGAACAUCCGCUACACCUUCAACACGGUGCUGCUGGUCUUCAUCUGGCGUGUCUUCAUUGCUCGUUCCCAGAUGGCGCGUAACAUCUGGUACUUCGUGGUCAGCCUGUGCUUCAAGUUCCUCUCCUAUUUCCGGGCGUCCAGCACACUGACCAACUGAUCUCUCGUGUGACUGCUCUUCCUUCUCCUCCCCAAAUCCUCUCAACACUAC
This is a messenger RNA of Engraulis encrasicolus (European anchovy), 2497 nucleotides long. RefSeq names its product fatty acyl-CoA reductase 1. Gene Ontology annotation, biological process: long-chain fatty-acyl-CoA metabolic process. The coding region runs from base 893 to 2446 and encodes 517 amino acids. The transcript has 11 exons. Gene Ontology annotation, cellular component: peroxisome. NCBI's taxonomy places the organism in Eukaryota, Metazoa, Chordata, Actinopteri, Clupeiformes, Engraulidae. Gene Ontology annotation, molecular function: alcohol-forming very long-chain fatty acyl-CoA reductase (NADP+) activity. The record is from RefSeq and is a predicted model, not a curated record.